This is a messenger RNA of Aspergillus piperis CBS 112811, 729 nucleotides long. RefSeq names its product small nuclear ribonucleoprotein E. The record is from RefSeq and is a predicted model, not a curated record. Gene Ontology annotation, molecular function: RNA binding. Lineage: Eukaryota; Fungi; Ascomycota; Eurotiomycetes; Eurotiales; Aspergillaceae. Gene Ontology annotation, biological process: mRNA splicing, via spliceosome; spliceosomal snRNP assembly. The transcript is spliced from 3 exons. Gene Ontology annotation, cellular component: U5 snRNP; U4/U6 x U5 tri-snRNP complex; U4 snRNP. The coding region runs from base 177 to 464 and encodes 95 amino acids.
AGCUUGCUUCACCACCUUCCCGAUCUUUCUCGACCUUCUCUCUCAGCACCACCCGCCCUAACAACCACCACCACGCGUCGUUUUCUCGAUCAACCGAACGGCAUUUCCGUCUGUUGUCUCCUGUCGCUGCCUUCGCCUCCUGAUACCCUGCACAUUCCUUCCAUCCACCCAUCACAAUGACCGGUCGUGGAGGCGGUGGAGCCGCUCGCAAGACCCUGCUUGCGCCGAUUCAUUUCAUCUUCAAGCUUCUUCAGCAACGGUCUACAGUCUCUAUCUGGCUUUACGAGCAGCUUGCUUUCCGCAUAGAGGGAAAGAUCAGGGGUUUUGACGAGUUCAUGAACCUCGUCAUUGACGAUGCAGUGGAGGUUCGCAUGGCUACAAAGUCCGAGGAAGAGAAGCGGAGACCUCUAGGCCAAAUACUGCUCAAGGGCGAUAACGUGUCUCUUAUUCAGGCCGUGCAGUGAAUUUAAAGGGGCGUUUAAGGAUUUCGGAAGCCAGGAAAGGGAAAAUUAAUCAUUCAUCUCCGACUUCGUGCCGUGAUACGAUAUCGUUUGCAUUUUCUAAACACUUUUUUACGGGUUCUCGCUGGAGUACAAUUAUCUGCACAUUAUUGUCGCAUUAGAUGAAAACAUGGACAUGAAAGGGCUCGCUUCUUUUCUGGAUAUUCUAUCAGCGUUGGCGCACGAGGCACCGGUCAUCGCCGACCAUGAGGACGUCUACUAGCCAGUC